Marchantia polymorpha subsp. ruderalis is the source of this 2043-nucleotide messenger RNA. NCBI's taxonomy places the organism in Eukaryota, Viridiplantae, Streptophyta, Marchantiopsida, Marchantiales, Marchantiaceae. The record is from the annotation of a GenBank genome assembly.
GGGUAUGGAACAAGAAGGCGAGGACGGAGUACAGAUGUAGAAAAGAAACACCUGUUGCAACACAACUCAUAAAUCAUAGAGUAAUCAGAUCCAGAAUGUUCCCACAUGACCAUGGCCAUUAUAAUCCAAUGAUAGGAACGAUAUAACUAAGAAUGAUAGAAGUUCUCGCCAAAUCAUGCGAACCUGCUCUCGCUCAUGUAGUUCACAUGUUCUAACAUGUUCCCUCAAUGAAAGCAGAUAUGUCAACAGUCUUAAGUAGCUCAGCGAGAUGGAAUACCAAUAUUAUUGUCCGUAUGACUGGACAGACUUCAAACUUUCUUGGUUUCUACGCUUCAUUUUCAGAAGCACAGUUUCAAAACAUCCGACAAUUAUGAUCAUGCAAGCUUGUUGGUGGUUCAAUGUUUUUAUUCGCAAGUUUUGUAGAUUGUAUUGAGACUUAUCACGUUCAGGAUCUUAUGUCUUGCUGGGUUUGAAGUCAAGCAGAAUCAGAAUCCUACUCGAUGUUCAUGUUGUGAACAUGCAAAGAGAGGACGAAUUUUCUGGCUAUAAAAAUUACAAGGAAAUAAAGAUACAAUCUUCAUAUCUUGUCGUCUUCAUCUCAUGCACAGUCUUUCACACUCUCUACGUGAUCAGUGGUUCCCUUCCAUUCUACUCGUGAGAUCUCUAUUGUAAGGAACCUCUGGAAAAGCUGACUGCUCGGUAACUGUCCAAUAUUGAGGAGAAAAAAAUGCUCAUACAGAUGAAACAAAACGAGUCCACCUUAAGUAAUAAUAAUCAGAAAGGAUGGGAAGACCUCCCCGUCAAGGCGUACAUGGAUGGAUGAAACCAAUGGGUAGUAUGGAGCUAGGUCCAAACCACAGUACAAUAGAAGAAUGCAGUUUCGCCCAUUGUUAGAUGAGAGGAGCACUGUUGUGGAAAGCCGUGAUCGCUUGUAACUUCUACCUUUUGGAGGAAGUUAGUGAUGCAGCGCGUUAACCUUGAAACAGUGAACAUGUUGCUUUUUGCAUUCUCGCCGCAUCUCACUCGCUUUUCAAAUUUGGGGUACAAAUAUCCAAACCCAGGGCUUUCGAUCUUCGUAGUCCAUCAUCUUUCCAUGCGCGGAAAGAAAAACCUCUGUAUAUUUAAAUGAAAGAGCAAAUAAACUCAGCCGAGUCCAAGCCCGAUUUAAUAUUUCCCCAGAAAUCGAUCGAUGUCUUCAAGGUCUAGACCCAGCCACUAGUGUUUGGAGUUAUAUCAUUUAGAGGGAUCCGUGAAGACCAGACCAGGGAGACCAGUGGCGACCAGAGAGUUACGCAAACUGAACUGAACGGAACUAAACUGACCAGAACUCGAGUCGACCGACAGAAAGCCUAAUCGUCCCUAGUUCAGUGAACCUCCUUGCGUAGAUAUGUCAUCAGAUGCUUGGAGCUGCGUUAACGAUAAUGUAAAUCGGGCAUCGUUAAAAGCCUCACCUACAUGUACUUGGGGAAGUUAGCCCUGGCCUUCAUCCUUUUGGCCCUUAUCAGAUGAAGCCACAUGAAGCCCAUCAAAUCUCGAAGAGUGAUGAUGAAUAUCAAGGUUACGAAGAUCGCCGCAAGCUAAGCUGCAUCGGCGCCGCAUCCCACUCCCCUUUUGAAACGUGCGGAAUACAUAUCCCGAACACAGGCGUUUCUAUCCUCUGGCCACGGGCCUCGGCAUUGGCAUUGGCAUAUGUCUGCGCGCGCACUCGCAAAUUGGAAGUAUGUACGCAUAAACAAGUGCACGCCAACAGUGACGCCUCCUCGUUGCUUUCGCUUUAAGUUAGUGAACAAGUGACAAGGGUUUCGCCGGGAUCGAAAGAUAUUUUCGGUGGCUCAUUCUAAGCGCCCGAGGCUUGGCCGGGCCAUCUUCACAUGCCCACAUGUGCUCGUUCGUUGCUUUCUCUCUCGCGCGAGCCUCCCCUUCGAUCGCCCCGUUGCACGCCUGCUGCUCGUUGCCUCGGGCGGCUUACUGCGUUGGACUCACGGCCCCAACGCGGUGCACACUGCGCGCACAGUCGCCGUAGGCCACUGUGGGUAGGGUGCU